AUUGAUCAGCUCUUAAAUAUUUGGAUGGAUAUUAUUGAGCACACUCAAGAAAGAGAUGAAUUGCUUCGCAAACCUUUUCUCGCUCGUGUUCAGGCAAUUAUCUCGGCCGGAGAUGCAACAGAUUUAGCAAAAUGUCUUGACAAAGUGCCUGUUGAACUUCGAAAUGAAGUUGCUGAGGCAUUCCAUAUACGAGCUAUACAAUUAUUAGGAAAUGCAUAUCAUGAAUGGAAUAAACAAAAUUCAAAUUCAAUUCAAAAUAUUUUAUUGAACUCUCAACUUAAUUGGACUAAGAAAGAUUUCCUUGAAACACUUCGUCGAGUUUCGUUAUCAUCAAAGGUAAAUUUAUUGAUGAUAUUUCCAAAACUUCUUCAUUUUUGGUUUAAAUUUGAUGAUGUAAAAGAUGAAAUGUCCGAAAUAAUUCUUGAAAUAUGUAAUCAAUGGUAUCAACAAUUUUUGGAUCAUUUUAAUGACAAUACAUCAUCAAAAACAUCCUUUGAUGAUCGGAAUUUCGCUUAUGCUGUUUUCGAUAAUUUAUCACAUAUUUAUCCAAUUAUUGGAAAUCAUCACAAUAUUUUUAUGCAAUUAAUUAAUAUUGCCAUAGAUCGUGUUAAACAGUGUUCAGAAAAUCAAAUUUUAAGAGCGACAUCUCUUAUUAUUAAGACGGAACCCAAUAUUUACAUGCAUUAUGGUGAAAUGAUCAAGGGCAUGUUAAAGAAUUCUGUUAGAGAGGCAGACGACAAUCUUUUAACAAAAAUGCAAUAUAUAUGUGGUUGUAAUUCAAGGGUUCUUAACAUACCUCAUGAAUUAAAUGAAGAAAUUAUAUGCUAUAUCAUGGAGAGAUUACAAAAGAGUUACCCAAUUUCGUAUGAAAAUAUAACCACCACUGCAAUAUCUUUACUUCGUUCUGCAAAGUUUUGGAUAUUACUUCUUCAUGCAACCGGUCAUGUUGAACAAUUGAAUAAACAUCAAUAUGUAACUCAAGCUAAAGAACUGAUACUCAAAUUUUCUGAUAUGAUUAAAAAUGAAUCUAUUUCUAUUCGAUACUUGCAAGAACUUUUGCAAUAUGAUAAUGAAACAUUAUACCAAUUUUUUGAUUCUGCUAUUGCUAAAAGGGAUUCUGUCAUAUUAAGUAAAGAUAAUAUAUACAACCUUCGUAAACAAUGUGAAAGUUAUGAACUAAUAUCAGACCAACUUCGAACUUUUUACACGCAAUUUUGUCCACAUGGAAAAGUCAAAGAUGUUCAACAAUAUCUUGAUGAUAUAAAUUCUCGAGCAAAACGAUUACGAAAUACUACACUCAAAGAGUCACAAGCACCUGAUCAUUGGGAAUACCACAAAAAAACCAGAGUUGCUGCGGAACGUGUACACAAAGCAUCAAAAUCUCAAACGUUCCGUAACAUUUUUGAGAAUAUCAUACAAGUCAAAGAAGAUUUAACAGUAGAAGCAGUUGCACAGACUUUAAUUCCACAAGUGUUUGAGGAAUAUAAGAAGUUAUGUCUUGAAUACAUAAAAUGGGAGGAACUUGUAUGUUCUAAGGGCAGCAUUUUGUGGAAGAAUGUUUCAAGUGUAAAUCAUGAACUUGAUAUUAUGGAUAAUUAUAUAAAAAUGGAACGAAAUCAAAAAUUACUUGAUACACUCGCUCAUCUUUCUCAAUUUCCAAAGCAAAUUGAAAGACUCAAACAGUUAGCAGCAGUUGUAACAAUUUUCAAAGUUACUCAUACGAAGGACGAUUGGCUUGACAAAUUGAUUAAAUUCUUUAACGGAGAUUACCUGUGGCUAGGAAAAUUGAAUGAUUUUUUUGACAAAUAUUUUAAUCAUUUUCUUUCGGCAGUCGAUGAAAAUUGUUGGGAAUUGAUUAAAGAAUUAUCAAAUGCCAGCGACUUUAUAAUAUUUCUUCGAUCAGUGGCAGAACAUGAUAUUAAUUAA
This is a messenger RNA of Racocetra persica, 1926 nucleotides long. The record is from the annotation of a GenBank genome assembly. Lineage: Eukaryota; Fungi; Glomeromycota; Glomeromycetes; Diversisporales; Gigasporaceae.